AUGGGUCUCAGGGGGAGGAGCAGGAGCUACAGAGGGUGCGUGCAGCAGCUGACGCCCCUCAUGGAAGGGCCCGAUCCAGAGGAGCAAGGAGAAUGUGGGAAGAAGGAGAGCUCGUGGGAUUCAAUCCGAGCUUGGGUGCGGACGCACAUGGAUAGAAGCGGCACAGCACCAUUCAGCGGCCGUUUCCCCGCGUCUUGCAGCACCAGCUCUUCCAAGAAGGUGGAUCUACAGCUUACCCUCGGCGUCCUCGGCUGCCCCCUCGCUCCGAUUCCGUUACCUGAGGAACCAGUACAUCGUCAUCUCUCCCUCGAAGGGACCUCACUGGUAUCUUACCUUCCUGUAGCCCUUCGUCUUCCACUUUCUUUCACUGAUGCAUGACAAGGGUAGGCAAUAUUCUCGCUCCAACUGUGAAUAAUUUCUUGUCAGGAGGUCUCUUCAGCAGGCUACAUCAUACAGCAGUAUCUGGCAGCGACGGGUUGCCUGAAGCUGCGGAGGAGCCCGAAGAAUGUGUACACAGCAGGCACCGUGAAGAUGUCCUGCUGGGAGAUGGAGACGAGCUCCCGCCGUAUGCACGCGAGGAACGCGCCAGCGCGGCUGGCUGGGGAGGGCGGUGGGUGCUUCGUUCUGUGGCAGAUGUCGCCAGCGAUGUGGUCGGUGGAGCUGGUCGUCGCCGGCUGCAAGGUCGUCGCCGGGAGCAACGGCAAGAUCGUCUGGCGCCACUUGCCCUGGCUCGGCUCCCACGCCGCAAGGGGCCCUCUCCGGCCCCUCCGCCGCAUCAUUCAGGUAAAGAGAAACGCUAGACCAGCGGUCAAACAUCCCCUCCAUUAACGAGGCAUUUUUCUGGGGAAGCUCACCGCUGUUGAGCAGAGCAGGCGGCCUUCAGGGUGAGGAAUGAAGUGGUCUAGAUUGAUUCAGGAAUCUUGUGAUUCGGUCAGACAGACGGUCUUCAUAGACUGGGAACAGGGCAACGCAGUUCCAGAAUCUUAGUAUAUAUAUGAUCUCCAGCUUUUUCCUGGCCUUGACCGACGAACGGAUGGAUGAUGCUAUCAAUAUAUCUUUCCUUCCGAAAGCAAGAUGAAUACUUUGCUUUUGCUUUUCUUUCCGCGCAGGGCUUGGAUCCCAAGAGCACGGCCGGCAUGUUCGUGGAGGCGCAGUGCGUCGGCGAGAAGCGGAGGGGCGGCGACGACUGCUUCGUGCUGAAGGCGGCUGCGGACCCCGCGGCGGUGGCGAGGCGGAGCGAGGGGCCGGCGGAGGUGAUCCGGCACGUCCUCUACGGCUACUUCAGCCAGAAGAGCGGCCUCCUCGUCUGCAUGGAGGACUCGCAUCUCGCGCGGGUGAAGACGACCGAUAGGGACGCCCCCCUCUACUGGGAGACGACCAUCGAGAGCACCAUCGACGACUACAGAGAGGUCGACGGCGUGCUGGUGGCGCACCGUGGCCGCUCGGUGGCUACCAUCUUCCGCUUCGGCGAGGGGGCCUCGCGCCACACCCGCACGCGGAUGGAGGAAUUGUGGAGGAUUGAUGACGUGGCCUUCGACGUCCCCGGCCUCUCCGGGGACUAUUUCAUCCCCCCGGAGGAGAUUCUCGUCUCUUUGAAUAACUCCUUGUGA
This is a messenger RNA of Spirodela intermedia, 1610 nucleotides long. Lineage: Eukaryota; Viridiplantae; Streptophyta; Magnoliopsida; Alismatales; Araceae. The record is from the annotation of a GenBank genome assembly.